This is a messenger RNA of Trichosurus vulpecula (common brushtail), 672 nucleotides long. RefSeq names its product homeobox B6 (gene HOXB6). Gene Ontology annotation, molecular function: DNA-binding transcription factor activity, RNA polymerase II-specific; RNA polymerase II cis-regulatory region sequence-specific DNA binding. Bases 1 to 672 code for a protein of 223 amino acids. The record is from RefSeq and is a predicted model, not a curated record. Gene Ontology annotation, cellular component: nucleus. NCBI's taxonomy places the organism in Eukaryota, Metazoa, Chordata, Mammalia, Diprotodontia, Phalangeridae. The transcript is spliced from 2 exons. Gene Ontology annotation, biological process: regulation of transcription by RNA polymerase II; anterior/posterior pattern specification.
AUGAGUUCCUAUUUUGUGAACUCCACCUUCCCAGUUACUCUGUCCAACGGACAAGAGUCGUUUCUGGGUCAACUCCCGCUGUACUCCUCGGGCUAUGCGGAUCCUUUAAGACACUACCCCGCGGCGUAUGGGACCGGGGCGGUCCAGGACAAGGGCUUUGCCUCUUCUUCCUACUACCCACCAGCGAGCGGGGGCUACGCCCGGGCUGCAGCUUGUGACUAUGGGCCAGCCGGCUUCUAUAGGGAGAAGGAGUCCGCCUGCGCCCUCUCCAACGGCGAAGAGCCUGCCCCCUUCCACCCUGAGCCGAGGAAGUCCGACUGCGCCCAAGACAAAAAUGUUUUCGGAGAAAGUGAGGAGCAGAAGUGCUCCACUCCUGUCUACCCCUGGAUGCAGCGGAUGAAUUCAUGCAACAGUUCUUCUUUUGGGCCCAGCGGGCGGCGAGGCCGCCAGACAUACACCCGCUACCAGACCCUGGAGCUGGAGAAGGAGUUCCACUACAAUCGCUACCUGACCCGAAGAAGACGCAUCGAGAUCGCCCACGCCCUUUGCUUGACCGAGAGACAGAUCAAAAUCUGGUUCCAGAAUCGACGGAUGAAGUGGAAAAAGGAAAACAAGAUGCUCAACUCUUCCCAGCUCAGCCCGGAGGCAGAAGAAGAAAAACCCACAGAGUGA